AACAGCAUCAACACAACAUUUUUUUGUUGUUGAGUUGAACAGUUUUUUCUGCAACCUCGGGAAGCGCAAAGAUGCUGAGGAGCCCGUCUCCAUCCCGCAGGCCUAGCGCCACAGGCGGUGCCACCAAAUCGGGGGAAGUGAGGUGUCCGAGGCACCCGAGAUCUUGGAUCGAGAAGAAGGUUUUCUUCAUCACCAGGACUCGCCUCUGCCCAUACUGCGACCUAGAAAGCUACGCGGUCCCUCGCGUCAAUGAGAAAGGCGUCGUGCAGGAGGUGCCCUGCGAGCCCGGAUUCGGCGGAACCCCUCUCCCUGAAAGAAGGCCUCCCAGGACCCCGAGAAACCAGCCAGGAGGGGGAGCACCGAUCCCUCGGGGCCGCACUCCGAGGGCAGCGCCGGGCGGCGGCGGCGAUCGAAGGGGCGGGUUCACGCCGAGAGGGGCGGGGGGUGGGGCGUUCACGCCCAGGGCGGACGGCGCGGGGCGAGGGGCGAGGAGUAGAACCCCCGUGCGGGCGGGGACGCCGAGCCAGCGGGGUCAAUGGCAGAGCCAAUCCCCUCGAACAGCCACCGUGCGACGGACUGCUGUCUUCAACCCCACGGUGCCGACGCCGGACCAGCGAGGGCGACCACCCAUCCGGCGCUCGGCGUCAUACGCUGACGCCAGUGGUGGCGGAGCCUUGAGAGGCAUCCCCAAGCCCAGCAGGCACCAGAGGAAGGCGUCAACCCCGUCCGGCCAUCGCCGUAGAGGCAGCACCGCUGCCGACGGCAGGCCUCCGCCCGCGCGCUCUUCGCGUGGCCGCAGAGGCAGCGGUGACGUACCUGGAGAGAAGAACAAAGGCCGGCCCCCCUCCCCUCCGCUGGACGAAAGCUUCGCGGCCCCGCUCACGGCCCCCGCGGCGCUGGACGGGACCGCGGGGCGGAAGAAGCCCGCGCGGAGCCUGAUGUUCACUUCAGCGGCUCGCAAGCGGGGCAGCGGCACCAGCGGCGGCAGCGGUGGUGGCAACGAAGACGACGUGGCCGUCGUCGCCGCUGCCACCCCCUCGGUGGCGCCGCCCUCACCCUCCGGUAGCGUUAUGAGUGGCUUCAGUGGCCUCAGCGCCGCCGGCGGUGGCGAUGGCGAGAGCGGCCGCGGCCGUAGGUUGUCGUCCGGGGGAGUCGGACUCGUGCUUCCGGCGUCCAUCACCGAAAACGCCGGUGCUCACCCGGUGGUGACGGUGGUGACGGUCACCUCAGAGAAGCCGGCGAGUCGCGGAGCCUCCCCGCCGCCGCCGCCCCCGGCUGCUGCUGCUGCUGCUGCUGCCGGCGCGGCAAUGGCCACCGCCGCUCCAAAGGAGAAGGCCGCCGCCGCCGCUGCCGCCGGCCCUUCGCCGGCCGAUGUGCUUGCCGCCGCGGAACGGCUCGAGCCCGCCGCGGCCAGGGGGCAGGGUCAGCCGGCGGCUGCCAUCAUAGCGAGGCUGGCGGCGGCGCUGGAGGUGCUGGGUCCGGAGCGGGUAGGCGGCUUGGGGGGAGCGGGGGAGGUCGUGGAAGCGGCGGGGGCGGCUUCGAGCGUCGUCACGGAGUCCGGGGUUUUGACGGAUGGGGGCGGGGGGGAGGGGGAGGAGGAGGAAGGCGACAAAGUUGUUGACGAGGAGGAGGUGGAAGCGGCUGGAGCGUUGCUGGCGGAAGCCGGGGACGCCGUGGAGAAGUUCGCGAAGGUGGCGGUCGCCCUCGCGUGGAGCGGCAAGGAUCCCUCCGAGCUGGGCGAGUCGACGGCUUUCGUGGACCACCACCGGGUGGCCGAAGCGGCCAUCUUCGAGGCAGCCAGGAGGGCGGAGCUGCUGAUGAGCACGCUCGCGACGAACGAUGGAGCAGGCGGCGGCAAGGGUCCCAGGGAGAAGGCGGCGGCGCAGCGGCGCUGGUUGUCGGUCCUUGACCGGCACGAGGCUUGGAUCAGGCGCAGGGAUUCGAGGAAAGCACUGCUGAUGGCUGAGCCGGACAUAUCUGCCGGUUCGGUGACGGUAUUCAAGGACAGCCAGCUCCUCCCGCAGGGUGCAUUCGGCCCGACGUAUGCGGCGGAGUACUUGGGGAUCCCUGUCUCCGCCACCGUGCUGUCGAUCAACACCUCCGACCGCAUGGCCGCCGUCUGGUCCACGGCCUCGGCCAAGCUGCUGCGGCGGUCCGCCACGUCCGAGCUACGCGCCCUGUCGUCCCUGGUCCCUCCCCACGCGCGGCUCGCGCGCACGUACGGCAACGAGUCGAUCUCGACGCAGGGGUCCCUCCGCAUCGUCCACCACAAAAGCGGCGGCGUCGGCGGCGAGCAGGGGGAGGAGGACGGGCCGGCGGCGCUUGUUCUGGUAGGAGAGAUGGUUGAGGGGGGCUCCCUUCGCAACCGGAUCAAAGCGUGCGCCGCCCCCGCGGCGGCGGCCGGAGAGGAGACGGCGGAGGUGUUGGAAGAAGACGAGGAGGCGGGCGUGGAAGAAAACUUGUCGGCUAAGGGGGGCGAGGGAGAGGAGGAAGCUCGCGCUGCUAGCAGUGGUGAGGCGCCGGCGGUGCAGCUCCUGCGACGCAGGAAGGUGCUGGCGGACAUCGCGGAAGGGCUGGCUUGCCUUCACGAGCGCGGGGUGUCCCAUGGGGCGCUGUCGUCGGAGAACGUGCUGCUCGAUGCGGAGGGUAGAGCGAAGCUGUCCUUGUUCGGCCUGCCCGACACCAGGAAGGCCGUCGCGUCUUUCAUGGUCUCCUCCGCCACCGCAUCGGAGGAGUGGGACGUGCUGCCGAUGAAGGGGGCGGCGGUUCCCCGCGUGAUCGAUCCGCAGGGGAGUGUGUGGACGGCUCCCGAGACCUGGGUUGCGUCGGCUGCUAGGCAGAAGGCCGCACAAGAGGCGGCGGCGGCGGUAGCGGGCGAAGAAUCGACUGUGGUGGCGGAGGAGGAAAAACGUGCUUCGGCCGUUGAUUUGGCAGCCGAAACGCGUGUGGCGGCGGAAGCCGAAGCUUUGGACGGCAAGAAGAAGGCGGCUUUUAUGGCGGACGCCUACGCUUUUGGGAUGAUCGCGUGGGAGGUGCUCACCGGCAGUCAACCAUGGGAAGGCCUCACGCUAGAAGAAGUGUCGAACCGGGUGUCCCGAGGCGAACGGCCGGCUUUGUCCUUCGCGCCGACCGCUCUCGAAGACUACGAUAACUUCGGCGACCUCGUGCGCCUUCUGUGGGCGCAAGAUCCGACCGCUAGACCGGCGUUGCAAGACGUGGCUCGGCUUCUCCGCGUGCCCGAUCAACCCCGCGCGCCCUCUGCUGCGGUGCCGGUCGUAGCGGCCUCGAGCGAGGACGAAAUAGCUGCGGGUUCUAGUGUUAUUGCUGCCGCCGCUAGAGCGGCUGGGUGUGUCGAUGCUGCCGCUGCUGACGAAGAUGCUUGUGGUAACGGUGAGGAUGGUGCUGAUAUUGAGGGUGCCGGAGCGACAUCAGGUGCGCAAGAUGAUGAGGACCACGUAAUGGUGGAAGCGGCGAAUGUCGAUGAAUCGGCCGCUGACGGUAACAGUGAGCGUGGCGCUGAUGUUGACGGCGGUGGAGCGACGUCGGGCACGCAGGGCACUGAGGACGACGUAGCUAUGGAAGCGUCGAGUUUGAGUGAAUCGAUCACGGCAGUCAUCGAGCCCUUUGCUACUGCUGCUGCUGCCUCGAAUGACGAUGACGCUGGCUCCUGGGACGCGAACCGUGGGGUUGUUGACGGCGGCAGCCAAGAGGCGGCAAGCAAGGUUGCGGAUAACCCCGGAGAAACCCUCGAGGGUAAGUCUCCGGUCAAGGAGGCGCCCACGGAGCAAGUGUUGCCGGAAGAGGAAGGAAACGCUUCCCAGGAAACGCAAAAUUUUGUGGACAUGCUUGCUGCUGCCAUUGCGAACGGUGGAGUUGUUGACGGCGGCAGCGAAGAGGCAGCAAGCGAGGUUGCUGCGGACAAGGAGGCGCCCACGGAGCAAGUGUUACCGCAAGAGGAAGGUAGUGCUUCCCAGGAAACGCAAGAUGUUGUGGGCGCGCUUGCUGCUGCCAUUGCGAAAGGUGGAGUUGUUGACGGCGGCAGCCAAGAGGCAGCACGCGAGGUUGCUGCGGACAAGGAGGCGCCCACGGAGCAAGUGUUACCGCAAGAGGAAGGUAGUGCUUCCCAGGAAACGCAAGAUGUUGUGGGCGCGCUUGCUGCUGCCAUUGCGAAAGGUGGAGUUGUUGACGGCGGCAGCCAAGAGGCAGCAAGCGAGGUUGCUGCGGACAAGGAGGCGCCCACGGAGGAAGUGUUGCCGCAAGAGGAAGGUAGUGCUUCCCAGGAAACGCAAGAUGUUGUGGGCGCGCUUGCUGCUGCCAUUGCGAAAGGUGGAGUUGUUGACAGCGGCAGCCAAGAGGCAGCAAGCGAGGUUGCUGCGGACAAGGAGGCGCCCACGGAGGAAGUGUUGCCGCAAGAGGAAGGUAGUGCUUCCCAGGAAACGCAAGAUGUUGUGGGCGCGCUUGCUGCUGCCAUUGCGAAAGGUGGAGUUGUUGACGGCGGCAGCCAAGAGGCAGCAAGCGAGGUUGCUGCGGACAAGGAGGCGCCCACGGAGGAAGUGUUGCCGCAAGAGGAAGGUAGUGCUUCCCAGGAAACGCAAGAUGUUGUGGGCGCGCUUGCUGCUGCCAUUGCGAAAGGUGGAGUUGUUGACAGCGGCAGCCAAGAGGCAGCAGGCGAGGUUGCUGCGGACAAGGAGGCGCCCACGGAGCAAGUGUUGCCGCAAGAGGAAGGUAGUGCUUCCCAGGAAACGCAAGAUGUUGUGGGCGCGCUUGCUGCUGCCAUUGCGAAAGGUGGAGUUGUUGACAGCGGCAGCCAAGAGGCAGCACGCGAGGUUGCGGAUAGCCCCGGAGAAGCAUUCGAGGGUAAGUCUGAGGACAGGGGAGCACCCAUGGAGCAAGUGUUGCCCCAAGAGGAAGGUAGUGCUUCCCAGGAAACGCAAGAUGUUGUGGGCGCGCUUGUUGCUGCCAUUGCAAACGGUGAAGGUGUUGACGGCGGCAGCCAAGAGCCAGCAAGCGAGGUUGCUGCGGACAAGGAGGCGCCCACGGAGGAAGUGUUGCCGCAAGAGGAAGGUAGCGCUUCCCAGGAAACGCAAGAUGUUGUGGGCGCGCUUGCUGCUGCCAUUGCGAAAGGUGGAGUUGUUGACAGCGGCAGCCAAGAGGCAGCACGCGAGGUUGUGGAUAGCCCCAGAGAAGCAUUCGAGGGUAAGUCUGAGGACAGGGGAGCACCCAUGGAGCAAGUGUUGUCGCAAGAGGAAGGUAGUGCUUCCCAGGAAACGCAACAUGUUGUGGAUGGAGAAGCGACUGGAAAUGAUGCGGUUGUGGGCACGCUUGCUGCUGCCAUUGCUGCUGCUGCGGAGGUGACCACGGAUUCGACAGGAGAAGAGGAGGGUGCUACGCAGGAGAAUGGACGCGCUCCUUUGCAGGAAAUGGUGGCUGCGGCUACGGUUACGGGGACGAAUCCCCAGGCAACCCAAGCGACGGUCGAAAUUAGAACGGCAUUGGGAGAGUUACCUCGAGCUGGUUACGAUGUGGACGAUCACGCUCUGGCCUCGCCUAAUAGUACCGAUCGACGCAGCAACCACGACCUGUAUGACGAUGACAUCGGCACCCGCCCGUGGAUCGUCCCGAACGGGAAGGAUCCGGCGGCUCCAGCCGUGGUGGCUCCUGCUGCUUUUGUUGAUCGCAGCGUCGCAGGCGGCGCCCUUUCGUUCCCCCAAGCACAACCUUUGCCGGAGGGAGCGGAGUUGCAGACUGUGACCACAGCGGUGGGUGCGACUGCUCCCGGCUCGGGGCCGGAACCUGCGGUCCAGUCGACCUCUCGCGCCCGCCCGAUCGUCAGUUGUUCGUCAAUAGGAUCAAUCGAUUCGUCCCCACGGCACCGCCGUGUCGACGAGCUGCUGCGGGCGACGGAGACGCGGGCGACGAGCAAAGGGGCGCGCGCUUCGGUACGACAACCACCCCAGCGGAUGCCGCUGUUGUCGCCUCCUCCAGUGGUGGCGCCUUGCUCGAAGAGCAGCUUCGGGGGCGAGGACGACGAGGAGGACUUUUUCUCGGCUCACGGCGAGUUGUCUCCGGCGGCACGCGCCGCUGCAGUUGCGUCGCAUCAGCCGGCUGUAUUGGAAGCGAAGAACGUUCCAGGAGCGGCUGGUACUGCUCAGGCACCCCUGGCGACUGUCUCUGCAGUUCCCGUUGAAACCCGUACAUUCUACAGCGGUGAAAAUAGGUUAGUGAUCGGCCGCAGCGGCGGUGGCAGCAGCAGGACCAGCACCAGGAGCAACCUGCGCGCAUUCGAACCGAUCACGAGAACCAGCGCAAGCAAGCCGCCCAGUGUACCGGUCACCACGGGCAAACCCUCAAUUGGCGUGCUUCCCCCGAUGUCUUCGCCCAACCUGUCCCAGCUAUCCGUAACGUCUCGAGGGGGGUCUACAGCGUUGGCGACCCCACCACCUCCCCCGUCGGUGAAACAGGCGCACGCACCGGCGUUGAGCAACCGCGAAAGAGCGGCGGGUGGCGGGGAGGUUAACGCAGCGAAAGCCGGGGCCUUGAAAUCCCCGGCUAGUGCUUACUGUACCUCGUAGCAGUAGCGCUCGGACGGAGGCGGCGGCCGGCACGCCCACGGGAACGGGAACAGUAAGGGGCAAGCUGCAAGGGGUGCGGAAGGCGUUUUCUCGUCUGUCCGGGAGGAAGAGGGACAAGGACGGCUACGGCGGGCGCGGCGUGACGGGAUAUACCCCGCAAGAGUCCUGAAAGAUAAUGGUGUAAAGGAGAGGGAAGUUUUUUAAGCGGUUCGAGCGGCUCUUCAAUCUAGAGCAAUUGAAUUACUGCUGCUCUUGAGUGACCUUUCCGCUCGUGGAGCUGUACCGCCUCUUCUGCCACGCCCUCUGGAGAGGCUGACUGCCCUUUUCAUCACUUGCUUGGCUUGCGAUGGCCAACUUCUAAACCAUGCUCACCCACUCGCCCGCUCUUCCGGCAUUUUUUUCGUUCGGAUUAAAAUUUGUAGGGGUUUGGCACGUCGAUAUUUUGUUCACAUCUUGCCUCUUGGGCGGGAAACUAUCCUUUUCUAGAGCCAUUCGGCCGUAUUGUGUGAUGUUGCUGUCGUUUUUGGUGUCCUUGCUGUUUUUUGUCGAUGUUGUUUUGUUCUUUGUCUUGUUCUCAGGCAUGCUUGCGUUUUAUGAAAAGUGCUUUUGGGUAAGUGGGGUGCGGGCGUCAUCCGUUUUAUGAUGGCAGAGAAGUAAAAACUAUUUCCCCGGCUUGUUCCAUUUAUGAAGUUUGUAGGGUUUAUACAAAAGGUGUUUUUUGUCGACGACUCCACGCUGGUGUAGUAACUCACUUGACCGCAACUGUUUUGUGCGCGGAUGUGGCGACGGUUGCCAAUGUGCGUGAUGGAGGCGCGGGGCGUAAGGGUCGAGUGUGACGUUAAGAUGGAGCUCUCGGCAGCUGGGGAGGGGGGGGUAAGGUGUCCAUGUGUUCGGGAAUGCUUACGGGCACACUGAAGGGGCGCAGGGCGGCGGCCUCGGCGUAACUGUUACAGGUGCACCCCAAAACAAAGCAGGGUCACAGUGAACGGGGAAACGAAGCCAGUAGAGAUAGUUGAAAGAAAGGGGGAAAGUGUUGUGCAUGUGUCGAUGCUGGCGCAACCUUCGAAGUAGUUUGCCAUGACGUCUGUAGCCUCCAUGUCAUCGUGCUCUUUUUAUGGUCAAGGUAGAUAUCUAGCCCCGCAUGAAAAACACGGCUUUGGGUAGUAUGACCACCUUGCCCGAUACAUCAGUGCUGAAAUUCAAGAGCGGUGUCCUUCGGCGAUCGACAGUUGGACCCGCGUGCUCCAUGUCUUCACAUGUUUCUUGAACGUCGAGUUUUGACACUCUCGGUUCGUUGAUUGGGUUUUACACUUUUUUUUUUCUCGUGGUGUACGACGUGUUUGCUUGUGUGCUAUUUGCGAUCGGGCUGGAGGCGGAAGCUUUUGGGGGAUUCACGAUGGCCGCGUAGUCAUUUCAAGCCCAAACAAUGUUUGUUUGGUGUUGGCUCAUUGCCCUUUUGGGGGGUUUGUUAAAAAGUGGUGUAAGUAGGUUAUUUUCUCUUGCGUGUUGACAUCUGUGUUGACUCUGUUGGUCAAGCAGUCCGUUUACUAACACAUUGAUUC
Ectocarpus sp. CCAP 1310/34 is the source of this 8134-nucleotide messenger RNA. NCBI's taxonomy places the organism in Eukaryota, Phaeophyceae, Ectocarpales, Ectocarpaceae. The record is from the annotation of a GenBank genome assembly.